Messenger RNA from Halteromyces radiatus, 1667 nucleotides. Its product is annotated as major facilitator superfamily domain-containing protein. Lineage: Eukaryota; Fungi; Mucoromycota; Mucoromycetes; Mucorales; Cunninghamellaceae. The record is from RefSeq and is a predicted model, not a curated record. Gene Ontology annotation, biological process: transmembrane transport. Gene Ontology annotation, molecular function: transmembrane transporter activity. The transcript is spliced from 3 exons. Bases 64 to 1404 code for a protein of 446 amino acids.
UUUUUUUUUUUUCUAUUGUCUCCCCACUCUCUCUCUCUAUCGUAACUUUACUUAUUGAUCAUUAUGUUAAAACGUAAACCAAGUCAUUUAGCCUUAUCAUUUAUUAUGGCUUUAUUGGUAGCCAGUGUGUCUGGUCCACAAUAUAUCUUUCCAACCUAUGGUACUUCUUUAGCCACCAAGUUUCACUGGACAGCAUUAGAAAAUAGUUUGGUCAGUACCGCUUGUUUUUUAGGUGUUUCCUUUUCUGGUCCAUUGUGUUCAUGGAUGAUUGAAAGAUUAGGUUCUUCAAGUACUUUACGAGUAGCAGCUUGUUUUGGAUUCUUUGGCAACUUUUUAUUGGCACAAACUUAUAUUGGUCGAUUACCUUCUCAUUUUCAGCUAUGCGCUAUUUACUUGGUAUUGACAGGAUUCGCUAGUGCUGCCGCAUAUAUUUGUGCAUUAGAGAAUCAGUCUUAUAACUUCCGACAUCAUCGUGGUAUGGCUAUGGGAUUUACUAGUGCUGUCUUGGGUCUAUGUGGUUUAAUCUUUUCUCAAAUCAAUGAUCAUUUCUUUAAAAACAAUCCAAAUGGUGGUGGUGAUGAAAAUACUUAUGAAUUCCUUAUGUUUUUAUCGGUGGUGACAGCAGCUGGUAUGCUGAUCCCUUCUUUUAUACUUGGUCCACUCUCUGAUGACAAGAAAUAUGAUGAUGAAGAUGUGAUUUAUCGCCCUAUUUAUCCUUCUGAUAUGGAUCUAGAUGAUGAUGGAUGUUCAAGCCAUCCAACCUUAGUUGAUGAUGAUAGUCAUGAUGAUGAUGAUGAUGAUGAAUUUGCCGACACUCCUUUAUUGGCCAACAAUAUCAAUUACAAUAAUCACAACAUUAAAAAGCCUAUCAAUUAUGCUCAUGAUACUGUGGAAGUGAUGAAUGAACAACAAAAAGAAGAAGAAGAAUCGAUUUCUGGUCUUGCUCUUUUUACUCAUCCUGUAAGUCUUACUUUGUUUGUGGCCUUAUUUGUUGUAUUGGGAAUUGGUUAUGUUUAUUUGGCAAGCAUUGGACAGAUCUUAUUAUCUCUUACUGAUGAUAAUGAAAAUCCUCAACAUGUACGCAACAUCCAUGUUUCUCUCUUUAGUAUCUCUAAUUGUACUGCUCGCGCUGUAUUCGGAACUCUCAGUGAUAUAUUGAAGAAUCGAUAUGGUAUUCAUCGAUUAUGGGUCUAUUGGAUGGGGAUUGUGGGUUUGAUUCUUUCUCAACUAUACCUGGUGACCUUAGUUUCAUCCUCUGAUACAUUGAUUCCUUGUACUGUGACUAUGGCUUUGGUGUAUGGUUUGGCUUUUGGUAUUGCUCCAGCUGCUGCAGCUGAAUUUGGUACCAAUGUAAGUACAUUCUAUACAAAUACAAACAAAAUUCAAUAUUUAUAUUAUAUGUAGGUAUUUGCACGCAAUUGGGGUAUUCUUUUAUUUGCACCUGCUUUAGGAAGUCAAGUGUUCAAUGUAUUGUUUGGCGCAUUGUAUGAUCAACAAGCUGAAAAACAAGGUGUCCAUAUUUGUCAAGGAACUGUGUGCUUCCGGAACACUUAUUUGAUUGGUAUAAUGGCUGCAUUACUUUGUUUAAUCAUGAUGACUUGGACUAUGAUCAAAUGUGGUUUAUACAAACGAACUAUCUGAUUCCCUACCUUUUUUUUUUUUUUUUU